Messenger RNA from Megachile rotundata (alfalfa leafcutting bee), 367 nucleotides. It is a transcript of the gene unk, whose product is annotated as RING finger protein unk. The record is from RefSeq and is a predicted model, not a curated record. NCBI's taxonomy places the organism in Eukaryota, Metazoa, Arthropoda, Insecta, Hymenoptera, Megachilidae. Gene Ontology annotation, molecular function: metal ion binding.
GAAAGACGAGAGAGAGAGUGCCGUGUCCGCCUGUACGUCCGUGCGUGUGACGCGCGCGCGCGCGCGCGUGUAUAUCUCGGUUGUGUUGUCCAAGAUGAAGUCCGACUCUAAACCUUUGUUGACAGCUCAGGCGGAAAAGGCGAAUCAUUACACAUACUUGAAGGAAUUUCGCGUCGAACAAUGUCCCCUCUUUAUACAGCGCAAAUGCACACAACACCGACCGUUCACGUGCUUCAACUGGCACUUUAUGAACCAGCGGAGGCGCAGACCGGUGAGAAAGAGGGACCGCACCUUCAACUAUAGCGCCGAUAAUUAUUGCACCAAAUACGACGAGACCACCGGCAUAUGCCCAGAUGGAGACGAGUAA